GCAGGCUACCUGCUGAUCGGGCGCUUCAGUCUGCGGCGCCGCAACAGCUGACACGUUUCGACGGAGCGGCCCGCUUUGGAACUUUAUGUUCGGUUCCGUUGACCCGUCUCGCAGGUUUUAGAGGAGUUAGCGGAAGAGCUCGCGGAGGAAUGCUCUUUGAGAGCACGUGCGUCCCGUCGUGAAGAGCGGAGAGCCUCAGCAUGGACGAGCCGAUCUCCGCCGCCGGCCGGUCUCCGGCGUCUGCCGGGACAGUCCCACCGUCCCCGGGGAAGAAACAAGCCGUGAAGAGACACCACCACAAACAUAACCUGAAGCACCGGUACGAGUUUCUGGAGACGCUGGGCAAAGGAACCUACGGAAAAGUCAAGAAAGCCAAGGAGAGAUCGGGACGCCUGGUUGCUGUGAAAUCCAUCAGGAAGGAAAAGAUCAAAGAUGAGCAGGAUCUGGUCCACAUCCGCAGAGAAAUUGAGAUCAUGUCCUCCAUGUGUCACCCGCACAUCAUCAGCAUAUAUGAAGUGUUUGAAAACAAAGACAAAAUAGUGAUUGUGAUGGAGUACGCCAGCCGAGGAGAUCUGUACGACUACAUUUGUGAAAAGAGGAGACUCUCUGAACGAGAGGCCCGGCAUUUCUUCAGGCAGAUCGUUUCCGCUGUUCACUACUGCCAUCAGAAUGGAAUAGUGCACAGAGAUCUGAAACUGGAGAAUAUUUUGCUAGACGACAGGGGAAAUGUAAAGAUUGCAGACUUCGGCCUGUCAAACCUCUUCUACGGCGACGAGUUUCUACAGACGUUUUGCGGGAGCCCUCUGUAUGCCUCCCCAGAGAUCGUCAACGGACGGCCAUACCGCGGCCCAGAGGUGGACACCUGGUCGCUCGGCGUGCUUCUGUACACAUUGGUUCAUGGAAAUAUGCCUUUUGAUGGAAACAACCACAAAACUCUGGUCCAGCAGAUCAGCACUGGAAACUAUCGCAAACCUAACAACCCCUCUGAUGCCUGCGGACUCAUCCGUUGGAUGUUAAUGGUGAACCCUGAGCGCAGAGCCACAAUAGAAGAAAUUGCUGGGCAUUGGUGGCUCAACUGGGGCUACCAGCAGCCAUUACUGUGUGAAACAAAGAACGGUGUGGUUGAUCAGAGCGUCACGCCGCCACCUCCACCAACAACACAUUCCACAGGCCUGACUAGUGUUGCUACGUGGCUGCGACGCACUUCUCGACCUUUACUGGAGAAUGGUUCCAAAAUGCGCUGUCUGCUCCGCUCGCAGGCUGGCGGCGGGGAUGUGGUCCGACAGAGAUCCCUGCGAAGGUCUCGUAAGGAGAAUAACGUCUCCCAGACGGUGCACGAUGGAAACACAGACUCCAGGCCCUACAAGGGCAUCCUAAAGAGACGAAACAGCAUCAAACAGAAGGCAGGGAGUGAAAGCACCGCUGCUUCAGUGGAACCUCAGAGCACUUCGGGUGCCUCUGCUCAGGGUCACGGCCCUUCAACAGCAUUGUUGCCCCGUAAAGGCAUCCUAAAGAAGUCCGCAGAGCAGGAGUCGGGGUACUACUCCUCUUCUCCUGAAAGCAGUGAUUCUGGCGUGUUACUACAAACUAAACAGUGUCCUUCCGCACCAACUCACAGAAAGGGCAUCCUGAAGCGUAAUGGGAAGUUCUCUUCUGGUGGCUUCCAAGAGUUUGGCUCUCUAGAUCAAUUGGCGGCCUCUUUACCCCGACGAGGCCCAAGGUCCCGACCAAGCAUGGCCAUUAGUGACGACAGUAUUCUGUCUUCUGAGUCCUUCGACCAGCUCGAUCUACCCGACCCGGUGGGGCCCUCCAUGGAAAUGAACAGAUCAGCCAAGGCGGGCAUGAGGGGCUGCGUCUCUGCAGACAACCUGCUGGACAUAGCUGACAGUGGGAUUGUUGCCGACGGCUUGAUGAGGCCGUGGAACUGCUACGAAUCUGGAGUGGCUGACAGUGCCUUUUCUAUCACUGACUGUGAUAAUGUCACAGAGGCUUACAAACAGGCCAUGGUCAUACGGGGACCUGCAGCCAGCUGAAGGACAGCCGACGUCAAAGCCGGACUUUUAUUAAGACCAAAAACGGGUCAUAGCGAAUCCGGAAAUGCUCGUUCUUUGUGUCACUUUGGAAAACCUAAGGAAGUGCAUAACACCAAAACAAAGGGAGUUCCAGUUAAACAUCUGAAUGUGUUUUAAUGACUGUUUAGGGAGAAAACCCUUUAAUUUCAUUUUCAGUUUGAGAGUUUCUUCCCUGGUGUGUACUUACUUAAUCAUUUCCUCUAAGCACAGGCCAUCAGGAAAACCAUUGGAAAGUGGCUCUUCCUGUAUUUUCUCUCAGCCGUUUUUACUUAGAUUUGGGGAGUUUGGGGAAUUUUAUAAACCAAAGGGGGAACUUUGUGAAAGUGCCAUGUUGAUGUAUGUUUGUAACUGGAACCUCAGCUCUUGAAGAGCUUUCACUUAAUUUAUUUCCUGAAAUGACUUGCUUUCAUUAUGGAUAAUGACUUGAAUUAUAAUAAAUCGUGACUCAUGACAGACUGGA
This is a messenger RNA of Oryzias latipes (Japanese medaka), 2532 nucleotides long. It is a transcript of the gene nuak2, whose product is annotated as NUAK family, SNF1-like kinase, 2. Gene Ontology annotation, cellular component: cytoplasm. NCBI's taxonomy places the organism in Eukaryota, Metazoa, Chordata, Actinopteri, Beloniformes, Adrianichthyidae. Gene Ontology annotation, biological process: microtubule cytoskeleton organization; protein phosphorylation; intracellular signal transduction. Gene Ontology annotation, molecular function: ATP binding; tau-protein kinase activity. The record is from RefSeq and is a predicted model, not a curated record.